Molecule: messenger RNA, 2672 nt
Organism: Myiozetetes cayanensis
Lineage: Eukaryota; Metazoa; Chordata; Aves; Passeriformes; Tyrannidae
Gene: DLGAP5
Product: DLG associated protein 5
Exons: 18
Coding region: 1-2535 (844 amino acids)
Biological process (GO): centrosome localization; signaling; regulation of mitotic cell cycle
Cellular component (GO): nucleus; spindle pole centrosome; cytoplasm
Molecular function (GO): microtubule binding
Source: RefSeq, a predicted model, not a curated record
AUGGCGGCUCCCUCCCAGUUUGCCAGUCGCUACAAGAAGGAUUUGAGCACGGAGGCCCUGAGAGCCAAAGUUGCCCGCAGGAGAUCGACCCUUCAGAAGGAGAACAGGCACAAGCUGUUCGAGAAGGGCCGGCAGCUCGGCCUGGCAGACCUCAGCCUUCAGCUCUCCAAAGACAAGGGGAUUUCUGAACUCAAGGAAACGAGGGAAACGUGCUCCCAAGAGAGCAGCAGCGUAAAGCAAAAACCAGCUGCAAGCGCGGCCGCCAGGAGGAUGAACGAGCGCAGGGAGAUGCUCCAGCGCUACAAGGAGCAGAAGGAGCUUCGGAAACUGGUGGAGCAGAGGGAGAAAGCCAAGAAGGGAGUGUUCAAAGUGGGGCUGUACAGACCAGCAGCGCCCGGAUUCCUCGCCCUGGCACCCGAGGAUCCAGCAAAGCCCAAAGAGAAGGCAGCUCCUGCUUACUCUGGAAGGAUCACUCGAUCAAAGGCCAAGAUCCAAGAAGGAAAAUCCCUGAUACCAUCUCUGAUACCAACAGCACCUAAGUCCUCUACGGUGAGUGCCCAUGGGCAGAGCCUGCGCCCUGCCCAAGCAGGACGUAAACAGAUGGGCACAGCCAGAGGGGCUGAGAAAGAGAAAGUGUUGCAGACUGCAGCCCAGCCAGCCUCGAAUGUGAGGGUCACCAGAGCAGCUGCCUCUGCAGCCAGGCAGGUGCUGAAGCCAACAGCUCCUGCUGCUACUGCAGGUAACCAGCCCCAGAGAAAGACAACAAAUGUAGGGAAGCAGAAGCAAGCUGUCAGACCUGAUACCACCAAGAUAAUUCCUUCUAAACACGAAGUGGAGAAAAACGCUCAGGUGGACCCGGGGGUGAAAGGUCCCGCAGCUGAUUCCAAACAUUCAGCACCAGUAGAACUGGAGCAGGAGCAAACCUCGGUGGAAAACAACAAUUCUGCUCCAGGGAGACCCAAAACGUGCUCUUUUGCACCUGGGAACUUCGUGUUUCAACCACCGAGCGAAUUAGCGAACUACAAAGUUAAACCCAUGACUCCUUCAAGUGCAAAGGCUUUUUUGACAACCCCUGCUGUCUGGAAUUUCUCAAAAUCUCCAGUCAAAACAAAUGAAAAAUCCAGCGAAACUAAAGCGCAAAAGUCCAAUUUAAGAGGUCGAAUUCUGCCUUCUGUUAAAGGCAUUCGAGAACAGCAAAUGACCACAGGUGUGAAAGGAGAAGAAGCGGGUGAAUCGGAUGAGAAAACUUCCACUCAGAGGUCAAAUGAAACAACUCCUGUCCCAACAGCACUUGAAGGGAAGUCAGGUGAUAGAGGAGAGCAAGAGCAUGAUGUGCCCUAUUUCAGAAACAUUCUCCAGACUGAGACGGAGAGGCUGCUGUCUCAGUGCCUGCAGUGGGAUGGAAACCUGGAGCUGGACAUUCCAGAGGAUGCUAAAGACCUGAUUCACACCACAAUUGGUCAGACAAGACUGCUCAUGGAAGAGAGGUUCAAACAGUUUGAAAGGCUGGUUGAUAACUGUGAAUUUAAACAAGGUGAAAAAGAAACAAGGUGUACAGACCUGGAUGGAUUUUGGGACAUGAUUAAUUUUCAGAUUGAAGACGUGAAUAAGAAAUUUGAUAACCUGAAGAAGCUUCAAGACAAUGAGUGGCAGCCACUUGAUGUCCCAAGCCAAGCAGUUGUCAAGAAAAAGGCUGUUCCAGGGGGAGUGCCUAAGGCAAAGCUGGAAGCAGCUGCGAGAGCGGCCGCCCGGAGCCGCCUGGCCUCUGUCAAGGCAGCCAUGAGGGAGAAGAUGAAGUGUGAGGGAGCUGCUGACGGCGCAGGUCAGCAGGCGCUGCCACAAACAGAGAAAGUGGUUUUUGAAGCGGGAUUUUUCAGAAUCGAAAGCCCUGUGAAAAACUUUGCAGGCUUGCUUUCAAAGACCCCUCACAGAUCUUCCCAGAGGACUCCUGGAAAACAAACAACUCUGAGAUCAUCCCGUAGAACUUUGCUUCCAAACGCUCCUUCUGCUCUCCCUGACCCCAAGGAUCCACCUGCAAAACAAACACCAUUUGCACAGAAUCUGAAAAUGGACCAGUUUCCCUCUGCAAAAACUCCCCCACUGGAUAAACUCCCCAAUGGUGUUCUUGAACAAAGCAUUUCCAUGGUUGCAGAAGCAGAAAUCUGUCCUGUUGCCAGCAGAGCAGAGGGAAAUGAGGUGCUGGAAAAUUCCAGCGGUGAAUCCAAAGCACUGGGUGGCCUGGAAGAGAUGGAACUCUCUGCUGCAGAGCAAGGACAAGAUGUUGUCAUGUGCAGCCCAGAGAAGGAUCCUGGCACAGAGGCAGACUCUGCUCAGCCUGGAGACCCAAAAAUCCAUCAGACAGAUGUUUCAUGUAGUGAUUUGACCUCCAACGACAGGAAUCCUUUUGAUAUGCCCAUGCUGGAUGCUGAGCUUCCCUUCACUCCAGUCAAGACCAAAGCCCACAAGUUUGCAGCAGCUGAAGCCUUCAGUGACCUCAUCGUGUUUUCUCCUGUUGUCCCCUCUGGGGAUAAAUGAAAAGUGACUUCAGAUGCAAAAUACGUACAUUUUAUAAGGGAGAAACCCCCAGGGGGUACCUGGAACACAGACUGCUACCCUGGAGCUGUGCUGGGAGUGAAGGGGUCAUGGAUACCACCUGUGGUCACGGAUCUGAU